Colletotrichum higginsianum IMI 349063 is the source of this 927-nucleotide messenger RNA. Its product is annotated as Metalloprotease MEP1. Bases 1 to 927 code for a protein of 308 amino acids. Gene Ontology annotation, molecular function: metallopeptidase activity. NCBI's taxonomy places the organism in Eukaryota, Fungi, Ascomycota, Sordariomycetes, Glomerellales, Glomerellaceae. The transcript is spliced from 3 exons. The record is from RefSeq and is a predicted model, not a curated record.
AUGCUCUCUCGCGCCGCCGCAGCGCUGCUGCUUUCCCUCGGGGCCUCGUCGGCGCUGGCGAAGCUCCAGUGCAUCAACGACGACCUCGUCGCGGUCGAGGCGCCCGCCUCUGCCCUCCCCGUGUACGUCAAACGCCAGGAGACCAAGCCGGUCGACGUCUACUUCCACGUCACCAGCUCCGUGGCCAACAGGGAGCGCAUCACCGACGCCAUCGUCGACGCCCAGACAGGAAGGAGGAGGAUAGAGACUAACACGGCGGCCCCGCCCCAGUUCGAGGUGCUUCACUCGACCUACCUCCGCCACGGCUUCGAGCUCUCCCUAGUCAACGUCUCGCGCGUCGUCGACGACGUGCUCGCCAAGGGGUUCUACGAGGACUCGGGCAUCGGCAUCCCCGACUUCGACGGCUACCUCGCCUGGCGCGCCGCCACGCGCCGCGGCGGCUACGACGCGCUCAACGUAUACUUCUUCACGGACCUGGCCGAGAGCAUCGGCGGGCACUGCAACCUCGCGGGCGUCGUCGAGGACGGCAGCCAGCAGUUCUGGCAGGACGGGUGCUGGGUCAACGGCGACACGAUGCCGGGCAUCCCGCCCCGGAGCGGCGGUGGCGGUGGCGGUAACGGGACCGAGACGGUGCCGAGAAAGGGGCACGUCGCGGUGCACGAGGUCGGCCACUGGUUCGGGCUGCUGCAUACCUUCCACGGGCGGUUGUGCGAGGCCAUCAAUGACCAGGUCGCCGACACGCCGGCGCAGGCUGGGGGCAGCACGGGGUGUCCCGUCGGACGCGACUCGUGCCCCGGCGCGCCUGGGUUGGACCCCAUUCACAACUUUAUGGACUACUCGGACGAUUCCUGCACGACCGAGUUCACGCCGGGACAGGAGGAGCGCAUGCAUCAGAUGUUUGAUGUCUACAGGAGAUGGCAGGGCUAG